AUGUCCCGCGCGCCCUCCGGUUCACACCCUCACUACACGCAGCAGCAACAAAUGGCCUACCCUCCCAACGUCCAUCCCUCUUAUUACCAACAAAAUGCCUCUGCUGUAUACCCCCCCGACCCACAUAACCCCCAUGCACACUACGGCCGGCCGCACCAAGUGAAUGGGAGUGCUGGCGCGUGGCAGGGGGGCGCUAGUGCAGGGCAAAUGGAAGGCUACUCUAAUGCUGCUGCUAGCUCUUCGCGAGGCGAGCCCUAUCCACCCUACCCCCAACCUCAACAGCAACCUCAGCAGAUGCAACAUCGCGACUCGCCUACGGCUCAGGGUGGCCGGCCGGGUACAACAGGUGGAGGGUACGGCGCGUGGGGUCUACCAAGCACACCGUCCGGAAGAGGAGGCGUCAAGCUGGAGGACCUUGUGAGCAGUGACCCCAGAACGGGCAAUGCAGUCGCCACCCCUCAACAGGUUCAGCAACAGGGGAAAAGUCAGCCUCUGUCGUCGAUGCCUCUAGGUGGGACCUUUGAUGGUCGGAAUCCGUCCAACGCGGCCGACCAGCAGGGUGGCCUAUCGCCCCAACACACAGGUGGCAGAAAAAGUAUAGGGGGCGAAGAUAAGGGCAAGGACAAGAAGGACGACAAGGACAAGUCACAGCAAGGACCGUCAGAUUUUAUCAAAAAGCUGUACAAGAUGCUGGAGGAGGAGCAGGCGACCCAUGGAAAGGGCAAAAAAGCCGAGAAAGGCAAGAGAGGUCCUGUUGGAUGGGGCGCUGAUGGAACGAGUUUCGUUGUGUGGGAGAUGAACGACUUUACAACAAAGAUCUUGCCUCAAACGUUCCGUCAUUCGAAUUUCUCAAGUUUUGUCAGACAACUCAACAAGUAUGGCUUCUCCAAGAUCAAGCAUAUCGACAAGAACUCUGGCACAAUCAGAGAGAACGUUUGGGAAUUCCAGCAUCCCGACUUCCAAGCAGGGGGCAAGUCCAAUCUGGAAAGCAUCAAACGUAAACCCGUACAACCCAAAAGGCCUGCCCCUGAGACCAGCAACGAGGCCGCCGCCUCGCCCGUCCAAGCCGUCGUCAUGAACGGCGAAGAUGCUCAGCGAAUCAACCUCUUGGAAAAUCGGAUAAUGACGUUAGAAGAAGCUCUGCAGAGGUCAAUGGCUGAGACCGCUGAAACAAGAAGGGCGCAAGCGGGGAUGAUGGGGCUUCUGAGAGAUUUGGUCGGCCAUGUCGCUGCGACAGAGAAUGUCAUCAACUUGAUCAGAUCGGUCGAGGCCCUCACGCAGACGCCUAUUUACGGAGUGCAACAAGUUGCUCCCAUGCCUUUCACCCCCAGCCAACCGCAAAAUGCCCAGGCUUUUAUGAACACUGCCUACAGCAACAACAACCCCGCUUUUAGCGGCGGCACUGUGGCUGGCGCUCAGGCCCAAGCUUCGACGCCUACAGACGGCACCAACAGCCGAGGCAGCUUCAGUGGGCCGAGCACCGUCGACGUCAGGCCUCCUUCGUCUGCUUCUCGUCUUCGAGCCGUCUCAAAUGCUAGUGCAAUGGGCAUGCCUAGUGUUCCCAAUCCUCCCGCUGUCGACCCUACGGCCCCGAUUGCCGGCCCUUCCGCCCACGCUGAAGAUCCCGCAGACGAUGUCAUCGAGAUCCCCAACCAGAUGGAAACCAUGUACGAGGGAGAGUCACUCGGUCUGACACCUGUCUUUGUCGAGACCCCUGCGUGGCUGACAGAAGGGACGUCGGUGCCUCUAACGAUGUAUAGAAAGCAGAGCGAUGGGCAGGCGAUGAAGACGAUCUACGAGGCAUUCGCCACGGGUGGCAACAAGUUGCCGGAGCACGAUGUUGAAGGGAGCGGACUUGCUGCUGGCUCAGCUACUGCCGGAAUUCCGGGACAGACGCCACUGCAGUCUUAUGGUAACGGGUCGAGCAUGGGUAUUCCUCUUUCGCUAGGCACACCCACGUCAGCCGAAUCUACACCAAGCGGCAAGCCUUCCAAAAAGCAAGGCAAGAAGCCCAGAGUCGCAAAUCUGAAAGAAGAGCGCGAAGCCAAGCUCAAGCCUCACUGGUCUCAGACUCCCAGGAUUUUGGUCGUGGAAGAUGACGUGGUGUAUCGAACCUUGUCGAAGAAGUUCCUGCAAAAGUUUGGAUGCGAGACUGAGACUGUCGAGAAUGCGCAGGGAGCAGUUGACAAGAUGAACGGAGCAAAGUAUGAUUUGGUCCUGAUGGAUAUCUUCUUCGGGCCAAACAUGGAUGGUCGAAAAGCCACUUCUCUGAUUCGACAAUUCAACAAAUACACUCCGAUCAUCUCCAUGACGUCCAACGCCAAGCCUCAGGACGUCGACUCAUACUUCCAGUCGGGUAUGAACGACAUUCUGGCCAAACCCUUCACCAAAAAUCAUCUUUUCACCAUCCUCGAUCGGCACUUGGUCCAUCUUCGACACGCCCAACUCUACGAAAAGCUGAUCCCCUUUUCUGUCGGCCUUCCUCCUCUUUCGGACCAGCACGUCCAAGAAGCCCUCGCUGUGAGCGCAGCGUCGUUACAGAAUGGCGAAGGAAUGAUCGGGUUUGGUGCAGGGCUUGUAGGCGGAGGGCAAUUGCAGGUGGACAAUGGACAGGCGGCAGACGGCCAGAACAAUGGUUUGGAGAUUGGUAUUAGAAAUCCUCUAGCAGGAACGGGGUGGAGUGAUGAGGCGUAUCAGCUUGUUCUUGGACAAUUCCUCCAAACUGGCGUUAUGCCCGACAUCCACACCAUUUCCUCCAUCUCUACCAUCGACCCUAUCCCCAAUGGGAACCCUACGCCCAAUCCCAACGAGGCCAGUGGCAGCGGCACCGCCACUAUCGGUACCAACGUUGUCUUUGGCGAAUCUUCCGGUUUCAACCGCAAAAGGUCAAUUGACGCCAUGACGGAGGACAAUUGGGAGGGCCAAGUCCAAGCCCAAGCGCAGGUGCAAGCUCAGGCUCAGGCUCAGGCUCAGGCCCAAGUCCAAGCUAUGCAAGAGCAGCAGAACAUGGCUCAGGCGAUGCAGAUGCCUACCGGUGUGGGUAUCGGCUUGGAUGAGAUGGAGAUGAACGGCCUCGGAGGAGGCGGCAAUAUGGGAGCGGGGCAAGCUCAACAGGAAGCAGAUAUCAGGGAGGCAAAGAGGGCCAGGGGGAUGACGCAGCAGGGUAUGUGA
This is a messenger RNA of Cryptococcus wingfieldii CBS 7118, 3171 nucleotides long. Its product is annotated as osomolarity two-component system, response regulator SKN7. The record is from RefSeq and is a predicted model, not a curated record. Gene Ontology annotation, molecular function: DNA-binding transcription factor activity; sequence-specific DNA binding. The transcript has 8 exons. NCBI's taxonomy places the organism in Eukaryota, Fungi, Basidiomycota, Tremellomycetes, Tremellales, Cryptococcaceae. The coding region runs from base 1 to 3171 and encodes 1056 amino acids. Gene Ontology annotation, biological process: phosphorelay signal transduction system; regulation of DNA-templated transcription.